This is a messenger RNA of Sclerotinia sclerotiorum 1980 UF-70, 882 nucleotides long. RefSeq lists its product as hypothetical. The transcript is spliced from 3 exons. The coding region runs from base 1 to 882 and encodes 293 amino acids. Gene Ontology annotation, cellular component: plasma membrane; cell cortex of cell tip. Gene Ontology annotation, biological process: fungal-type cell wall organization. The record is from RefSeq and is a predicted model, not a curated record. Lineage: Eukaryota; Fungi; Ascomycota; Leotiomycetes; Helotiales; Sclerotiniaceae.
AUGGCUUGUUCCAUCAUAACAUUCGUGCUCGGCAUGUUGUGUAUCUUCGCAGGCAGUAAGCCUGGAUUCAUGGAGGAUUAUCAUAUCAUAGCACUCAAUACUUCAGGAAUCGGACAAGAUCUCAUUCCCACACCGUCCGCAGGUUCUAGUUCCACACCUACCUCGAUAUCACCAGGAGGAAUUGUCAGUAGCAUCAGCAAUUUGAUACCGCGCGAGCCUGGUAUUGGUGACAACAUUGCAAAUGCACUGGGCGAUAUCGGGAACGAGAUUGCAGAUAAACUUGCAGAGAAAUUAGGUAUCCAAGAAUGGUAUUCGAUGCAUCUAAUGGAUACGUGCGAGGGAUCAUAUACACCGAAUGCCACGGCCAAAGGAGCAGGCUAUAACGUGAGCUCUUGCACAAAUGCCACAGCCAUGUGCUGGCCUUCAGCUAUCCAAGACGGUCUUGAUACACUCUCCGCAGCCAUGAAUGCCACCUUUGUAUUCUAUUGCAUCGGCAUUGCAGCCGCUGGCCUCGCAAUCUUCACUUCCCUGGCCGCAAUCUUUAUCACCGGUCGUCUCUUCUCUUUCUUGAACUGGGGUUUAGCAUCCCUAUCUCUCCUAGCUCUUGCUAUUGCCUCAAUUAUCGUCACUGUUCUCCAAGACAAAGCUGCGGAUAUUAUCAAUAAAUUUGGGAAUGACAUUGGGGUGUAUGCGUACAAAGGACAUAAAUACCUUACCCUGACAUGGGUCGCUACGGCGAUUAUCGCUGUUGCGACGAUCGUAUGGGUGGCAAUUUUCCACAUUGGACGUAAACAGAACGGACGUGAAUUUCAUGAGAAGAGUCUCUUUGGAAGGAAGUCGAGGCAAAGUGGGAGUGUCGAGUUUGCGAGGAGAGGGGCUUGA